AUGUACUUCAACUGCUUCAAACCAAGAAAAAACCCAAGGGAAACAAUUGAAAAGAUGCAAAAUAAAAACAAGAAUAUAAGUAAUAUAGCAGAAAGAUGGAGACUUCUUAGUGGGAAUAACAAUUGGGAAGGCUUAUUAGAUCCACUUGACAAUGAUCUUCGUCGGUACCUCAUUCACUACGGAGAAAUGGUACAAGCAAUUCGAGAUGCCUUCAACAACGACAAGUCAUCAAAGUAUGCUGGAUGUUGCCGAUAUUCUAAGAAGAAUCUCUUCUCUAAAGUGGGGAUUGAGAUAUCGAAUCCAUUCAAGUAUGAGGUAACUAAAUAUAUAUACGCGACAUCAUCUAUACAAGUUCCAGAAGCAUUCAUCAUAAAAUCAUUGUCAGGAGAAGCUUGGAGUAAAGAGUCAAAUUGGAUUGGUUUUGUUGCUGUGGCUACCGAUGAGGGGAAAGUAGUAUUAGGAAGAAGGGAUAUAGUGAUUGCUUGGAGAUCAACUGUUGUCGCUAUGGAAUGGUUUAAUGAUUUUGAAUUUAUUCGCGUCUCAGCCCCAAUAAUAUUUGGUGAAAAAUCGGAUCCUAAAGUUCAUCACGGUUGGUAUUCUAUGUAUACUUCAAAUGAUCCACGAUCACUAUUCAAUAAGGCCAGUGCUAGAGAUCAGGUACUUGGAGAAGUUCAAAGAUUGGUGGAACAAUAUAAGAAGGAGGAGGUUACCAUAACAGUAACAGGGCAUAGCAUGGGGGCAUCCAUCGCGACAUUAAAUGCAGUAGAUAUAGUUUUCAAUAAAAUUAACAAGGGAUUUCCAGUCACGGCAUUUCUAUUUGCAAGUCCUAGAGUGGGAGAUGAAAACUUCAAAAAGACUUUCUCAGAACUCGAAAAUCAGCUUCGAGCUCUGAGAGUCCGAAAUAUGCCAGAUAUAAUUCCACAUUAUCCAUUUAUUGGCUACUCAGAUGUUGGUGUCGAAUUAAGCAUCGACACUAGAAAUUCGGGCUAUCUAAAAAGUCCUGGAGACUAUUGGACAUGGCAUAACUUGGAAUGUUACUUGCAUGGAGUUGCUGGAACACAAGGAUCAAAAGAAGGGUUCAAGCUAGAAGUGGAACGCGAUGUCUCACUUGUUAACAAGCAUAUGGACACGUUAAAAGAUGAAUAUGGUGUACCUAUUUCAUGGUGGGUUGUGGAGAACAAAGGGAUGGUUCAACAACAAAAUGGAUCUUGGAUUCUCAUGGAUCAUGAAGAUGAAGAUAAUGAUUUUUAAUUCUUUUACAA
Molecule: messenger RNA, 1262 nt
Organism: Solanum stenotomum
Lineage: Eukaryota; Viridiplantae; Streptophyta; Magnoliopsida; Solanales; Solanaceae
Product: phospholipase A1-II 1-like
Exons: 2
Coding region: 1-1251 (416 amino acids)
Biological process (GO): lipid metabolic process
Molecular function (GO): glycerophospholipid phospholipase A1 activity
Source: RefSeq, a predicted model, not a curated record